UCUUCAAUCAGGGAAUUUCGAAACCCUAGUCGUCGUAGUCGAUUUCGAGAUCCAACCAAGCCUGCUUAUCUCUCUGGUAAAUUUCUCGCUCCUUGGUGAUUUAACCUUGUCAAUCUAUCUCUCUGAAUAGUGCUUUCUCUGAUGAUGUUUGAUUUCCGUUCUAAAUUUUCUUUUUAGAAGAAGAGUCGUGUUGAAUUGAAUGAUGAAGAAGGCUACGAAGAAGGAGGCUGUGGCUCUAACAUCGGUCGUUUGGGACAUCAAUAAGUGUCCGGUUCCCGAUGACUGUGAUCCUCGUGUGGUACGUCCGAGUAUUAAACGGCUUUUGGAGAAUUAUGGCUACCGUGGUCCUCUCACCGUCACUGCCUUUGGCAAACUAGCGGACGUCCCUGUUAACAUCCUGAGAGCAGUCUUUUCCAGCGGAAUCUCUCUUACCAACGUCGACCCCGAAGGUCCCUCAUACAUUAAGAAUCUACUUGGUUUUCCCGAGAAAGCUGGAGCUAAUUUUAUGGUCAUAUCCGAUCGGAAAGCCUGCCCUGGUUUAUCCAAGGAACUACAAGACUCGGGCUGCAACCCUCUCCAGCCGUUUCCAUUACAGUCUCUUGAAACCUUACUUAUGGAAGAUUCAGGGGAUCUUGUGUCUGACACGGUUGAACCUGCCUUGUGGGAUUGCUUUGUAUGCGCCCGUGAUCCUCCUGGCCAAACCUUUAACAAUCUGAUCACACAUCUAUCUAGUGAUGAACAUCUUGAGCUGCUGUUUACUAGGAAGACUGUGGACUGGGAAGCUGUUAAGUCGUUGUGUCCCACAUUUGUCUUUUGGGACAUCAACUCGUGUCCGGUUCCCCCUGGCUUUGAUGCUAGUCUGGUUGGUCCGUGCAUCAAACGGUUCUUGAAGAACGAAGGCUGCUCUGGUCCUCUCACCAUCGUUGCCAUUGGCGAACUGACAGACAUCCCUAAUGACAUCCUGAGAAAAGUCUAUUCCAGCGGAAUCAAUCUUCAUAACGUGCCCUACGGUCCCUCAGGCGCUUAUAAGGUCAUUUUUGAUCCUUCCCCGAUCAGGACUGGACCUCUACGUAAUAUAUUGCUCAUAUCCAGUGCCAGAAUCUUCGCUUGGAAGCCUGACUCUCUACAAACAGAAUGCAAUUUUCUGGAACCGUAUCCAUGUGAUUCUCUUCAGACCUUUUGUCUGGCAGACUCAGCAGAACUCGAGGAGUAUAAGUGCCGUGACGGCUUCUGCAUUUGCUCAGUAUGCAACCACAGUUUUAUUUGGGAAGGCAUUGAAAGUUUCUCCAGACAUCUCUCUGGUACAAACCAUCAACAGAAGCUGUUGGAGCUCUUGCCCGUAACUAAUCAACUUCUAAGAUGGAAUGCACCCCUCUCUGAGCCUUUUGAGGAAAACCUGGAGUUUGUUACAGCAGUCUUUUGGGACAUCAAGACGUGCCCGGUUCCACCUGGCUGUGAUCCUCGUCAGGUUGGUCCGUGUAUUAAACAGUUUUUGGAGAAUAAAGGCUACUCUGGUCCUCUCACCAUCACUGCCAUUGGCGUACUAACAGACCUCCCUAAUGACAUCCUGAGAGGAGUCUAUUCCAGUGGAAUCGCUCUUAAUACCAUCCCGUACAGGACAGGGUUUUCGGGCACCAUAGAUAAUCUUAUUUGUCAGUUUACCUGUAUGUAUCCACCUCCCGCUAAUAUAAUGGUUAUAUCCAAUGCAAAAGGCUUCAAUUCUGAACAUGUUUUGUGGCAACAACCGAUGGGAUACAUCAUUAUUGAGCCGGUUCCAUUUGAUUCUCUCGAAAGCUUUUUUCUGUCAGAUUCAGGGGAAGUUGAAGAGGAUAAGUGCAGUGAAUCUGCCUACUGGAGUUGCUCGGUAUGCGAUGAUGAUCUUUUUGGCCAAGGCUUUGAUAAUUUCACCAGUCAUGUUACUAGUAGGCGACAUCAACGGCAGUUGUUGGACUGGUUGCCUGUGGAUGCUCGGUUUCGUUUUACGGAGAAUGCUCUUGACCAAGUGCAGCAUAUGAUGUAUGGAUUUGGCGAUGAGCAAAACCCUCUUCCAGAGACUGUGGCGCUUGUAGAAGACAUUGUUGUGGAAUACGUCACAGAUUUGACACAUAAGGCUCAAGAAAUUGGUUCAAAGCGAGGAAGACUUCUUGUUGAUGAUUUCUUGUAUCUUAUCCGCAAGGAUUUGCCAAAAUUGAACCGGUGUAGAGAACUAUUGGCGAUGCAAGAAGAGCUGAAACAAGCACGCAAAGCUUUUGAUGUGGAUGAGAAGGAACUAGUUGAUUGACCUUUCUUUAUUUUCAAGACUGUAUAAUACAAGUGUUUUUUUAAG
This is a messenger RNA of Arabidopsis arenosa, 2326 nucleotides long. The record is from the annotation of a GenBank genome assembly. Lineage: Eukaryota; Viridiplantae; Streptophyta; Magnoliopsida; Brassicales; Brassicaceae.